Messenger RNA from Labrus mixtus (cuckoo wrasse), 1201 nucleotides. It is a transcript of the gene bcl7bb, whose product is annotated as BAF chromatin remodeling complex subunit BCL7B b. The record is from RefSeq and is a predicted model, not a curated record. The coding region runs from base 49 to 663 and encodes 204 amino acids. NCBI's taxonomy places the organism in Eukaryota, Metazoa, Chordata, Actinopteri, Labriformes, Labridae. The transcript is spliced from 6 exons.
UAACGGAGGACUGGGGCUUGGUCUUGAAGUUUUCAGAUGCAUCUGUAGAUGAAUCAUAACAGCAUCAAGAUGUCGGGACGAUCAGGCCGUGCUGAGACCCGAAGUCGUGCUAAAGAUGAUAUUAAAAAGGUCCUGGCUGCCAUCGAGAAAGUGCGGAAAUGGGAGAAGAAAUGGGUGACAGUUGGAGACACAUCGUUACGCAUCUUUAAGUGGGUGCCAAUUACAGAAACAAAGCAGAUAUAUCGCACCAAAUCCACAGGUGGGGAUGCGAGAGGACUGAAAGAUGUGGUCCUAGAAAACACCAACUCUCUACUGGACUUCACUGAUGAAAACAGCAACCAGAGCUUUUUGUCAGAUGUUUACCAGCCUAAAAUGGAUAACAGCAGCAGCACAUCGAGCUCACAGCAGGUCAGCCCUCCGCACACCUCCAGCCUCCGGACUGAAGACUCCCAGCCACCGAUGCUAGGCCAGGAGAGUGUGGAUGAACCAGUUCACUCAGGACAGGAGGGAGCUGAUGAGCCUCCUACUCUCAUCAAGGAAGACCUCCUUUCAUCAGGAACUGCCAGGCGAAGAAGCCCAGACACACAGCAGGAGGAGUUGGAUGAAUCUGGAGCACCUCCUUUAAAGAAGAUUUGCACAGGGGAAAAUGCUGUUCUGAGAUAGCUUAUUUAUAAUAAUUUUGAUAAAAUGCACACGAUACCUGUCCCUAUUCAGAUUAGAUAGUAUUUCAGAGUUAUUCUAGUGUUUUAUUGACAUGUAAACACAAUUUGACACUUCAGCCAGUUACAAAAAUAAAUAUUUACUUCUUUAUUUUGGUUCAAUUUAAAAGCUCUUUAAAGUCUUGCUGUACUCAGUGAUUGCUGGAAUUAUUGAGGUGUUUUCCAAACUGUGGCAAGGCCCUGGUGUUUGACAGUUUGAAUUGAGAUGAAUCUGCUGUAAAUGUCUAGUUUUCUGGCAACUAACUUCUUCUGAUUUACUCUGUAUGUUGUGUAAUUUUACUUUUGCAUGGUACCUUAUUCUAUUGCUUUUAUCUGUAGCUUUACAGGGCCAUUUGAAUAAAAGAUAUCAAUUGUGCAGCUUCAUGCAGAUAAAUGUUUAGGUGUGCGAUUUGGCUUUUUCAUACAACACCCUUCCUAGAACAAAUGUUCUCUUUGUUCAUCUCAUCCAAUAAUAAAUGCUUUUUUGAUAUUUAUAAUAUAAA